Leptonychotes weddellii (Weddell seal) is the source of this 6481-nucleotide messenger RNA. NCBI's taxonomy places the organism in Eukaryota, Metazoa, Chordata, Mammalia, Carnivora, Phocidae. The record is from RefSeq and is a predicted model, not a curated record.
AAGGGAAGGGUUCGAGACUAAAAGGGAACUCGGGCGCAGUUAGAGCGUUUUCUCCGAAUUGUGCCGCACCCUUGCUUCCGGCCGGGGAGGGGCCGCCGGUCUAAGACCCGCUCCCGAGCAUCGAGAGCUGGGGCCAGAGCAGCUUCCUCCUGUCCCCACAACCAUAGAGCGCGGGCCCAGGGCGCCGCCCGCGGGUGGGGGACGUUCCGGGGACGGAAGUGGCCGAGAGAGUGUCGAAGGGAGGGCGAGGCCGGAGCCCGAUUGCCACCGGGAGAACGAGCGGGUUAGCGGGCCGGCGGGCGGGGUACGAGCCGGGCAGCGCAGGUCGAGCCAGGCUGGAGAGGAGAAGCUGCCACCAUGGUUGCGCUCUCACUGAAGAUCAGCAUUGGGAAUGUCGUGAAGACGAUGCAGUUCGAGCCGUCCACCAUGGUGUACGAUGCCUGUCGCAUCAUUCGUGAACGCAUCCCAGAGGCCCUGGCUGGCCCUCCCAGCGACUUUGGGCUGUUCCUGUCAGAUGAUGACCCCAAAAAAGGUAUAUGGCUGGAGGCCGGGAAAGCUUUGGAUUACUACAUGCUCCGAAAUGGGGAUACUAUGGAAUACAGGAAGAAACAGAGGCCCCUGAAAAUCCGUAUGCUCGAUGGAACUGUGAAGACUAUCAUGGUGGAUGACUCUAAGACUGUCACCGACAUGCUCAUGACCAUCUGUGCCCGCAUUGGCAUCACCAACCAUGAUGAAUAUUCACUGGUUCGAGAGCUGAUGGAAGAGAAGAAGGAGGAGGUGACAGGGACCUUACGCAAGGACAAGACACUGCUGCGAGAUGAAAAGAAGAUGGAAAAACUAAAGCAGAAGUUGCACACGGAUGAUGAGUUGAACUGGCUGGACCAUGGCCGCACGCUGAGGGAACAGGGAGUGGAGGAGCACGAGACGCUUCUGCUGCGGAGGAAGUUCUUCUACUCAGACCAGAAUGUGGACUCCCGGGACCCCGUACAGCUGAACCUUCUUUAUGUGCAGGCACGAGAUGACAUCCUCAAUGGCUCCCACCCUGUCUCCUUUGACAAGGCCUGUGAGUUUGCUGGCUUCCAGUGCCAGAUCCAGUUUGGGCCCCACAAUGAGCAGAAGCACAAGGCUGGCUUCCUCGACCUGAAGGACUUCCUGCCCAAGGAGUAUGUGAAGCAGAAGGGAGAGCGUAAGAUCUUCCAGGCACACAAGAAUUGUGGGCAGAUGAGUGAGAUCGAGGCCAAGGUGCGCUACGUGAAGCUAGCCCGUUCCCUCAAGACAUAUGGUGUCUCCUUCUUUCUGGUUAAGGAAAAGAUGAAAGGAAAGAACAAGCUGGUGCCCAGGCUUCUGGGCAUCACUAAGGAGUGUGUCAUGCGAGUGGAUGAGAAGACCAAAGAGGUGAUCCAGGAAUGGAGCCUCACCAACAUCAAACGCUGGGCUGCCUCUCCCAAGAGCUUCACCCUGGAUUUCGGGGACUACCAAGAUGGCUACUACUCAGUACAGACGACGGAAGGGGAGCAGAUUGCCCAGCUCAUCGCCGGCUACAUUGAUAUCAUCCUUAAGAAGAAAAAAAGCAAGGAUCACUUUGGGCUGGAGGGAGACGAGGAGUCUACUAUGCUGGAGGACUCCGUGUCCCCCAAAAAGUCGACAGUCCUGCAGCAGCAGUAUAACCGGGUGGGCAAAGUGGAGCACGGCUCUGUGGCCCUGCCCGCUAUCAUGCGCUCCGGAGCCUCUGGUCCUGAGAAUUUCCAGGUGGGCAGCAUGCCGCCGGCCCAGCAGCAGAUUACCAGUGGCCAGAUGCACCGAGGACACAUGCCCCCUUUGACGUCAGCCCAGCAGGCACUCACUGGGACCAUUAACUCCAGCAUGCAGGCUGUGCAAGCUGCCCAGGCCACUCUGGAUGACUUUGACACUUUGCCCCCUCUGGGCCAGGAUGCUGCCUCUAAGGCCUGGCGUAAAAACAAGAUGGAUGAAUCAAAGCACGAGAUCCACUCCCAGGUCGAUGCCAUCACAGCUGGUACUGCCUCCGUGGUGAACCUGACAGCGGGGGACCCCGCGGAGACAGACUAUACAGCGGUGGGCUGUGCGGUCACCACCAUCUCCUCCAACCUCACGGAGAUGUCCCGCGGCGUGAAGCUGCUCGCUGCCCUGCUGGAGGACGAAGGCGGCAGCGGCCGGCCCCUGCUGCAGGCCGCCAAGGGCCUCGCCGGGGCCGUGUCGGAGCUGCUGCGCAGUGCCCAGCCAGCCAGUGCUGAGCCCCGUCAGAACCUGCUGCAAGCAGCUGGGAACGUGGGCCAGGCCAGUGGGGAGCUGUUGCAGCAAAUUGGGGAAAGUGAUACUGACCCCCACUUCCAGAUAUGUGCACCCAGAGGGGCUGGGGCUCGAUCUCCCCCCGAUUCCCCCACGGACGUACUAAUGCAGCUAGCCAAGGCCGUGGCAAGUGCUGCAGCUGCCUUGGUCCUCAAGGCCAAGAGUGUGGCCCAGCGGACAGAGGACUCGGGCCUCCAGACCCAGGUCAUUGCUGCAGCAACACAGUGUGCCUUGUCCACCUCCCAGCUGGUGGCCUGCACCAAGGUGGUGGCACCUACGAUCAGCUCACCUGUCUGCCAGGAGCAGCUGGUGGAGGCCGGACGCCUGGUGGCCAGAGCCGUGGAGGGCUGUGUGUCCGCCUCCCAGGCAGCCACAGAGGACGGGCAGCUGCUGCGGGGGGUAGGGGCAGCGGCCACGGCUGUCACCCAGGCCCUGAAUGAGCUGCUGCAGCACGUGAAGGCCCACGCCACGGGCGCUGGGCCUGCUGGCCGUUAUGACCAGGCCACUGACACCAUCCUCACCGUCACCGAGAACAUCUUCAGUUCCAUGGGUGACGCUGGUGAGAUGGUACGACAGGCCCGCAUCCUAGCCCAAGCCACCUCUGACCUGGUCAAUGCCAUCAAGGCUGAUGCCGAGGGGGAGAGUGAUCUGGAGAAUUCUCGCAAGCUAUUAAGCGCCGCUAAGAUCCUGGCUGAUGCCACAGCCAAGAUGGUGGAGGCUGCCAAGGGAGCCGCCGCCCACCCUGACAGUGAGGAGCAGCAGCAGCGGCUGCGGGAGGCGGCCGAGGGUCUGCGCAUGGCGACCAAUGCAGCUGCGCAGAACGCCAUCAAGAAGAAGCUGGUGCAGCGCCUGGAGCACGCAGCCAAACAGGCUGCGGCCUCAGCCACACAGACCAUCGCCGCGGCCCAGCACGCAGCCUCCACCCCCAAGGCCUCUGCCGGCCCCCAGCCGCUGCUGGUGCAGAGCUGCAAGGCUGUGGCAGAACAAAUUCCACUGCUGGUGCAGGGCGUCCGAGGGAGCCAGGCUCAGCCUGACAGUCCCAGUGCUCAGCUGGCCCUCAUUGCUGCAAGCCAGAGCUUCCUGCAGCCAGGUGGGAAGAUGGUGGCUGCUGCAAAGGCGUCCGUGCCAACAAUUCAGGACCAGGCUUCGGCCAUGCAGCUGAGUCAGUGUGCUAAAAACCUUGGUACCGCAUUGGCCGAACUUCGUACCGCUGCCCAGAAGGCUCAGGAAGCGUGUGGGCCUUUGGAGAUGGAUUCUGCACUGAGUGUGGUACAGAAUCUAGAGAGAGACCUGCAGGAAGUGAAGGCAGCAGCUCGAGAUGGCAAGCUUAAACCCUUACCUGGGGAGACCAUGGAGAAAUGUGCCCAGGACCUGGGUAACAGCACCAAAGCAGUGAGCUCCGCCAUUGCCCAGCUGCUGGGGGAGGUUGCCCAGGGCAAUGAGAAUUACGCAGGGAUCGCAGCUCGGGAUGUGGCAGGUGGGCUGCGGUCACUGGCCCAGGCCGCUCGGGGUGUAGCUGCCCUGACGUCAGAUCCUGCAGUGCAGGCCAUUGUGCUUGACACAGCCAGCGACGUUCUGGACAAAGCCAGCAGCCUCAUCGAGGAAGCAAAAAAGGCAGCUGGCCAUCCAGGGGACCCUGAAAGCCAGCAGCGGCUUGCCCAGGUGGCUAAAGCAGUGACCCAGGCCCUGAACCGCUGUGUCAGCUGCCUGCCUGGCCAGCGAGAUGUGGACAAUGCCCUGCGAGCAGUGGGAGACGCCAGCAAGCGACUCCUGAGUGACUCGCUUCCCCCCAGCACCGGGACAUUUCAAGAGGCUCAGAGCCGGUUGAAUGAGGCUGCUGCUGGGCUGAAUCAGGCAGCCACAGAACUGGUACAGGCUUCUCGGGGAACCCCCCAGGACCUGGCUCGAGCCUCAGGUCGAUUUGGACAGGACUUCAGCACCUUCCUGGAAGCUGGUGUGGAGAUGGCAGGACAGGCCCCGAGCCAGGAGGACCGGGCCCAGGUUGUGUCCAACUUGAAGGGCAUCUCUAUGUCUUCGAGCAAACUCCUUCUGGCUGCCAAGGCCCUGUCCACAGACCCUGCUGCCCCCAACCUCAAGAGUCAGCUGGCUGCAGCUGCCCGGGCGGUGACUGACAGCAUCAACCAGCUCAUCACCAUGUGUACCCAGCAGGCACCAGGCCAGAAAGAGUGUGACAAUGCCCUGCGGGAAUUGGAGACUGUCCGGGAACUCCUAGAGAACCCGGUCCAGCCCAUCAAUGACAUGUCCUACUUCGGCUGCCUAGACAGUGUGAUGGAGAACUCAAAGGUACUGGGUGAGGCCAUGACUGGCAUCUCCCAAAACGCCAAGAAUGGGAACCUGCCUGAGUUCGGGGAGGCCAUCGCCACAGCCUCCAAGGCCCUCUGUGGCUUCACCGAGGCAGCCGCACAGGCUGCAUAUCUGGUGGGGGUCUCUGAUCCCAACAGCCAAGCUGGGCAGCAAGGACUGGUGGAGCCCACGCAGUUCGCCCGUGCAAACCAGGCAAUUCAGAUGGCCUGUCAGAGUUUGGGGGAGCCUGGCUGUACGCAGGCCCAGGUGCUCUCUGCAGCCACCAUCGUGGCCAAGCACACCUCCGCGCUGUGUAACAGCUGCCGCCUGGCCUCCGCUCGCACGGCCAAUCCCACCGCCAAGCGCCAGUUUGUACAGUCGGCCAAGGAGGUGGCCAACAGCACAGCCAAUCUUGUCAAAACUAUCAAGGCACUUGACGGAGCUUUCACAGAAGAGAACCGUGCCCAGUGCCGAGCAGCAACGGCCCCUCUGCUGGAGGCCGUGGACAAUCUGAGUGCCUUUGCAUCCAACCCCGAGUUCGCCAGCAUUCCUGCCCAGAUCAGCCCUGAGGGCCGGGCUGCAAUGGAGCCCAUUGUGGUCUCCGCCAAGACAAUGUUGGAGAGUGCCGGGGGACUCAUCCAGACAGCCCGGGCCCUAGCAGUCAAUCCCCGGGACCCGCCGCGCUGGUCGGUGCUGGCUGGCCACUCCCGGACCGUCUCAGACUCCAUCAAGAAGCUCAUUACAAGCAUGAGGGACAAGGCUCCAGGGCAGCUGGAGUGCGAGGCGGCCAUUGCAGCUCUGAACAGCUGUCUGCGGGACCUAGACCAGGCUUCCCUCGCUGCUGUCAGCCAACAGCUUGCUCCCCGGGAGGGAAUCUCUCAAGAGGCCUUGCACACUCAGAUGCUCACUGCAGUGCAGGAGAUCUCCCACCUUAUCGAGCCACUGGCCAGCGCUGCAAGGGCUGAAGCCUCCCAGCUGGGACACAAGGUGUCCCAGAUGGCCCAGUACUUUGAGCCACUCACCCUGGCUGCGGUGGGUGCUGCCUCCAAGACCCUGAGCCACCCGCAGCAGAUGGCGCUCCUGGACCAGACCAAAACCUUGGCAGAGUCUGCCCUGCAGUUGCUGUACACAGCCAAGGAGGCUGGCGGGAACCCCAAGCAAGCAGCUCACACCCAGGAGGCCCUGGAGGAGGCUGUGCAGAUGAUGACAGAGGCCGUAGAGGACCUGACGACAACCCUUAAUGAGGCAGCCAGUGCUGCUGGGGUUGUCGGCGGCAUGGUGGACUCCAUCACCCAGGCCAUCAACCAGCUAGAUGAAGGACCAAUGGGUGAACCAGAAGGUUCUUUUGUGGAUUACCAGACGACUAUGGUGCGGACAGCCAAGGCCAUUGCUGUCACCGUUCAAGAGAUGGUAACCAAGUCAAACACCAGCCCUGAGGAGCUAGGCCCUCUUGCUAACCAGCUGACCAGUGACUACGGCCGCCUGGCCUCCCAGGCCAAGCCUGCAGCUGUGGCUGCUGAGAACGAAGAGAUAGGUGCGCACAUCAAGCACCGCGUGCAGGAGCUGGGGCAUGGCUGUGCCGCUCUGGUCACCAAGGCGGGCGCCCUGCAGUGCAGCCCCAGCGACGCCUACACCAAGAAGGAGCUCAUAGAGUGUGCCCGGAGAGUCUCCGAGAAGGUCUCGCACGUGCUGGCCGCGCUGCAGGCGGGGAAUCGUGGCACCCAGGCCUGCAUCACGGCCGCCAGCGCCGUGUCCGGCAUCAUUGCUGACCUCGACACCACCAUCAUGUUCGCCACGGCCGGCACCCUCAAUCGCGAGGGGGCCGAGACCUUCGCUGACCACCGGUGAGGAGGGAACGGGCCUCCUGGAG